CCUCGCGCUCACUUUUUGCGUAUAUGUGUAUGAUAGAAUUUAGAAAACACAUCGGUACAAAUUAUAAGCCUGUGUCAUAAUGUCUUCUGUUUUUGUGUUUGUUGGUUUGUUUUUAUUUAGUUUUUUUUUUUUUGCGAGCUGGUUAUUAGAUGAAUCCAGAAGCCAGAGAAUGCCCCGCCCUUCUCUGUUGGUCUCCACCCUGUGGAGCAAGCAGUGGGCGCACCUCGCAAAUGGAGGGCGCGCUUACUCCCCGCAAAUGGGCAACUGAAGGACUGAAAGGUUCCGCGGAGGUUAAAAGGAAUGCCAGAGCAAACUAUGAUAACAAAAUAAGGAUUUUCUGCGACAACGAGGAUCUCAGGUGCAGUAAUGGAUGGACUGAUUUGCAUACCUUCAUAAGAUAAGAUAAGAUAAAAUAACCUUUAUUAGUCCCACACGUGGGAAAUUUGUUUUGUCACAGCAGGAAGUGGACAGUGCAAAAGUUAUGAAGCAAAAAUUAGAAUACAAUAAGAAUAAAUACCGUACACAACUCAUGAAAGGAACAAACAUUAAUCAUUAUUAUUUUGUUGUUUCACAGGUGUCUGACAGACAUUUUUAGCAGCUAUUACAAGCUUUACUAUUAUUGUAUUUGAGAUUUUCUACUUACUGUAAAUAAUGCGAUAUUUAAAACGAGGCUGCUGGCUACAAUUAUUCAAGUUCAGUGCUAUACUGGGAUCACUAUGGAUACUUUUCCUACUUAGUCAGCUAAAAACAGGCAAAAGUCCUGCCUACAUCCUCAAGUAUCAAUGGCUAGUUUAUACCGAUGAAGAUGAGAGCCCAGCGAAAGUUUGCAACUGCUCAGCAAUCCUGCAGGGAGAGAAGGAGGCAUUGCAGCAAGCCAAAUUACUGACCAUCACCAAAGACUUCCAGAAGGUUAUUCAGAUCCCUGAUGAGUAUUACAUCAGUGUAACCCAAGACUGCAGGAAAUUCCAAAAAAGUAGGAAAUACAUAACAUUCCCGUUAAGCAAGGAAGAAGAGGACUUUCCUCUGGCUUACUCUAUGGUUGUCCAUCACAAGGUGCAGAACUUUGAGCGACUACUGCGAGCUAUUUAUGCACCUCAAAAUAUUUAUUGUGUCCAUGUGGACAAAAAAGCACAGGCCUCAGUCUUUGCUGCCAUCAAAGCCAUUUCUUCCUGUUUCUCAAAUGUGUUCAUGGUCAGCGAAGCUAUGAAUGUGGUCUACACUGGCUGGACACGUGUCCAGGCUGAUCUUAACUGCAUGGCUGAUCUCUAUAAUACCAGUACGACAUGGAAAUACUUCAUCAACCUCUGUGGUCAGGAUUUCCCUCUAAAAACGAACUUGGAAAUUGUGCAAGCUUUGCGUGCACUAAAAGGAGGUAACAGUUUGGAGUCAGAGGAAAUGCCUCAAGGAAAGAAGGGAAGAGUGUCUAAUGCUCACCAAGUAGUUGAUGGAAAAGUCCAGCCAAUAGGAAAAACAAAGGAUCCAGCUCCCUUCAAUCUGCCCGUACUAUCAGGAAAUGCCUAUAUUGUGGUCAACCGCGGUUACGUUCGCAGUGUGUUCGAAGACAAGCGAAUACAGGCCCUCAUUGAGUGGGCCAAAGACACCUACAGUCCUGAUGAGUUCCUGUGGGCAACAAUACAACGAAUACCUGGUGUUCCUGGCUCAACAUGGCCCAACCGUAAAUUCGACAUGACGGACAUGAAUGCAAUUGCCCGGAUGGUCAAGUGGCAGUGGCACGAGGGGUCGGAGGGUUCCCUGCAAGCAGUAUACCCAGAAUGUAAAGGCCACCAUGUCAGAUCAGUAUGUGUGUAUGGUGCUGGAGACCUGCAGUGGUUGAUUGAACAGCAUCACCUUUUUGCGAAUAAGUUUGAUGCAGACAGAGAUCCCAUUGCUAUCUACUGCUUGGAGAAAUAUCUGAGACACAAGGCACUGACUGAGUUAGUUUAGGUGGAGUCAUCAUCUAUUACUAAAGAUAAUUCCAAUAGACACUUAAGUAUAAACACAUUCUUUCAAUGUUUAUUUUAAAUUAAAUUGCUAAUAUCAAUAUUAUUUAUAUUAUUAAUAUUAAAAUGAUUUAGGUUUAGGCUGUAAUUAUGUAGAGGACAAAAUACACAGAGAACUGGCAGGGAAGUUGAUUGCAGUCUAUGUAGAAAGAAAAAUCUGGGUAAAUGAUCUAAUUUCCAGAAGAACUUCAACUCUAAACCUUCAGCCAGACCUACGUCAGUAUAUCAAUAUGACCAAAAAUACUCUGAACUAUGUGCCUGUGUAGCUUGCAUAGAUAUAAACAUAAAAUAUAUGCAGUUAGUUUACAUGGCCCUUAAAUCACCACAACAGUUACCAAUAUUAGAGACACAACUCCAACAACUAGGCGACCACCUAUUAGCAAGCACUUGGCAACACUGGGAAGGAAAAAAUAGCAGGAAGAAAUAGAAACAGGCUCCGGGAGUGUCUGUCUGCACUUCCUCCCAUUGUACAAAAAUAAAGCCAAAAUAUUUUCUUUGUGAGCUGCUAUGCUGCACUUUUGGAACCAGAGCCUGCACAAGAGUAACUUGAGGUAGAGUGGCUGUGUCAUGCUCACUCCCUGGACAUCAUUGGUGUGUCACAGUAAUUUCAAACUAAAAACAUGAAACAACUUCUGCUACAGAUCAACUCUGUUACUUUAUUCUCACAAGGACAGAAAGGGUGACAGCCUUGUAAAAACUUAAUAUAAAGACUUACUGAGGUGCUAAAUGAGAUGAGAAACCUUGCUGUGAAAAACUAUUUCAAAACCAGAUUGGCUGUUCUGUUUGAUGUCUGUGUGGGCACAGUUUUUUGUGUAUGUGAACAGCACACAGGAUUUAAUACAUGUUGAAGCAGUAAUGGAAAUAACAUGCUGAAUUCAUGUUUUCUACUCAUUUUAGGACUACAUGUAUGAAGACAAAUACUUGAUGUUUGCUGUCUGUUGUUUACCUACUGUGACAUAAUUUAAUUUGAAAAUACUUCAAUAAAUGCUUUUAA
Molecule: messenger RNA, 2994 nt
Organism: Pelmatolapia mariae (spotted tilapia)
Lineage: Eukaryota; Metazoa; Chordata; Actinopteri; Cichliformes; Cichlidae
Product: beta-1,3-galactosyl-O-glycosyl-glycoprotein beta-1,6-N-acetylglucosaminyltransferase-like
Exons: 5
Coding region: 652-1944 (430 amino acids)
Cellular component (GO): membrane
Molecular function (GO): beta-1,3-galactosyl-O-glycosyl-glycoprotein beta-1,6-N-acetylglucosaminyltransferase activity
Source: RefSeq, a predicted model, not a curated record